AUGAAAAUCCCCGUCCACGCAGAAGCCCAUGAGCCAACCCGCAUCGUCGCAAAGGGCCGGGCGCGCGCCCUCGCCAAGCAGUUCGCCUACUUCCUCCGCGGCAGCUACGGCGUCGGCGUCGGCGUCGGCAGCUCCGGGCCCGGCCUCGACGCGGUCGUCCGCCUCGUAACCGGCUACGCAGACGGCUCGCCGCGAUGCGACUUUUGGCACGCGCCCGAGUGGCCGCGCAUAACGGAUGGCCACGAGCUGGGGAAUCGCUCCGUCUGCAUGCUCCAUUCGUCUGGAACCACCAGCCGUCCCAAGGGUAACGACUACUCCUCCUCAGCGCAACCGCACCCCGCCAACUUGGUUGAUUUUCAGCAAACGGAACUGCCUCGCAGGCGUUUGAGUCUCCCAGAUGAACAUGGUGGCAGAAGCGGCUCUGCCGGCGAUGGGAAACCGGCCUCGUGUAUGAAAAAUGGCCCCGCGCCCGGCCGGCCCUUCCAGCGCCGAACCCUGGGCCAUUCCCCCACGGCCCACACCGCCGGCGCCCAGGGCAACUUCGUCAACGCCAUGGGCGAUGGCGCCUGCGUCUACUGGAAGCCCAGGUUCGACUUUGACGACUUCCUCAAGCACUGCAGAGAGCUGGAAAACAUGCUGAAUGUGACCAUGAGGCUCGGUUCUUUUUUUUAUGCCAUUAUUCUCAACGGAUGCGGUGACUGA
Molecule: messenger RNA, 702 nt
Organism: Ustilaginoidea virens
Lineage: Eukaryota; Fungi; Ascomycota; Sordariomycetes; Hypocreales; Clavicipitaceae
Exons: 2
Coding region: 1-702 (233 amino acids)
Source: RefSeq, a predicted model, not a curated record